GUAAAUGACAGCUGUGGUCGGCCAUAUUGCAAUUUGUGAAUUCGAUGAAUUUUGUUCGUUCAUAAUUUAGAUAAGCUUAAAAAGUUAAACGAUCCAAAAAAUUUUUUCAAGUCUAUGGUAUUUUUAUUACGCUAACAUACAGUGUUCCUAGCGGUGUUUAAUAUCAUAUAUUUAUAAAGUAUUAAAAUGAGGUGAUACCAGUUAAAAACAAUUUCUCGUGCAUACGUACUUCCUACAAUGAUUAAACUUUCGGGGCAAGGCUCUUAGUAUUUUAUGUAAAUUAGUAUGGGUCGGAGUGGAGUGACGUAUCGACGAUUUAAAUUGAAUGUUAUUAAAGCGCGUCAGUGUCAUCGUGCAUUCGUGUUGUGAAGACAACGGGCGUGCUCAAGUUGCGAAAGUAAAUAGCUUAGUGAAAAACGAAUGGCAUAUUGUAUUUAGCUUAUUGAGCUAUGGCACCGAGACCUCCUCCACCUCCUGGACCACCACCACCUCCGGGGCCUCCUCCUCCACCAGUUUUUGGUAGUUCAAAAGGUGGUCCGUCAGACAAUAGAAAUGCUCUUCUAAGUUCGAUUAGGCAAGGAGCAAAAUUAAAAAAGACUGUCACGGUAGAUAAGAGUGGACCAUAUAUUCCUGGAAAAGUAUCAAAUGCUCCUAGUGGUGGAUCUCCUGUAGGAAAUGGGGUGCGAAGUACGGCUCCAGUUCCUAAUGGAGGAGGAGGGGCUAUGCCUGGCUUAGGUGGGCUUUUCGCGGGAGGCAUGCCCAAGUUGAGGCCAACAGGAAAAUUAGCUGGUACAUUACCAAAUGGUCAAAUACGAUCAGACGCGCCGCGGUUUCCAUCUGCACAACACACACAAAAAUCACCUGAAAAAACACGACCGUAUCCGCCUCAUAGUGGCAAUGUUGUUGCCGCUAUAACAGAGGCCUUAGCGUCUAGGGAGGGACAGAGAGAGUCUCCCAAGGAACCGCCGAGCCACCAGCCGCCAGCUCGGCCGAUCGUCAGAAGGCAGCCGAGUGAAGCGAAGGCCAGGGGACCACCACCGGAGCCGCCCGUACAGAAGCAUGCUAUGCCGUUGAGCUCAUCGGACUCAGUGCUAACAACCGGUUCAAUAACGGAACGGAAUAUACCGCCUCAUGUCGCCUCAACACUGCACCGGAAUAAGAGCACACUGCACUCUGGUUCCCAGGCUUCAUUGGGCGGUUCCAUGACGUCACUAUCGUCAGCCUCAUCAACGCUGACGACACCCGCUUCGUCGUCGCUGUCGACGUCGGACCUGUCGGAGCGCCCGCGAGUGAGCCACGGCAAGCCGAACCUGGCGCCCAAGCCGCCCGUGCUGUCCCCCGCGCCCGACAGGCCCUCGCCCCCGCCUAAGAAGUUGAUGGUCAAUGGCAAGCUCGCUGCCAGAGCGCAGAGCAUGAGGGCGCCCAGGUCUCCGCCUGUAUCCCCACCGUCCCCCGGGGGUGCUCGUCCGCCGCCGCCCACUAACCCCCCCGUCGCCACCAAGAACCCCGCCUCGCACUUCGGCACGCUGCGCGCGCCCCGCGGCCUGCGCCCGCCCGGCGUGUGCCCGCCCCCCCCGCCGGGCGCGCCGCCCCCGCCCCCCGCGCCGCCCGCGCGCGCCGCCUCGCUCGCGCAGCCGCCGCCGCCGCCGCCGCACCACCGGCUGCACGCGGAGGAGUGCUUGGCGCCGCAGCCGCCCGCGCGCGGCUCGUCCAUGCGCGCGGCGGAGCUGGAGGCGCGCUUCGCCGAGCUGUUCAACCCGCCCGCCGGCUUCCCGCUGCCCGACCCCUUCCUGCGCAUCGCCAAGGGCUACAGCAGCACCACCGUCGCCGCGAGCAAGGCGCAGGCGCCCGCGCCGCCGCUGCGCCUGCCGCUGGCGGGCUGGUCGGGCACGUCGAGCGCGUGCUAGCGAGCGCGCGGGGCGCCCGGCCCCGCCCCCGCCCCCGCGCCGCCCGCCCCCG
Molecule: messenger RNA, 1959 nt
Organism: Nymphalis io (European peacock)
Lineage: Eukaryota; Metazoa; Arthropoda; Insecta; Lepidoptera; Nymphalidae
Product: WAS/WASL-interacting protein family member 1-like
Exons: 8
Coding region: 450-1907 (485 amino acids)
Molecular function (GO): actin binding
Source: RefSeq, a predicted model, not a curated record